AUGGCCCCCCAGGCGCCUUCUAAACCCGACCCCUCUGCUCCUCGAGCCCCCCAAGCCGAACCGCACGACCUAAACUGCCUCACCAUCUCUGAGCUCGAAUCCCUCGCCUAUGAGCGCAUGGACAAGCAGACGCGAGAUUACUAUAACGAAGGCGCCGACUGCGGGAGCACCCUCUCUGAGAACAUCUCGGCCUACGAGAAAUAUCGCAUCCGUCCGCGGGUAUUACGAGACAUAUCCCAGAUAGAUGCCACAGUCCCGGUAUUCGGACACACAAACAGCUCUGCCUUCGGCGUGGCGCCCACGGCAAUGCAACGACUGGCACAUUCCGACGGAGAGAUCGCCACAGCACGAGCCUGUCGCUCACGCGGAAUUGUCAUGGGCCUCUCUUCAUUCUCAACCAGCACUCUCGAGGACGUCGCCCAAGCCAGCGGGGCCAAUACCCACGUCCUUCAGCUUUACCUCUUCGAAGAGCGCGACCACUCCCUGAAGCUCAUAAACCGCGCCAAAAAGGCAGGGUACAGAGCCGUCCUCCUGACAGUUGACACACCCAUGCUCGGCCGCCGCAAUCUCGAGAUAAGAAAUCAGUUCAAACUGCCGGCCCACCUCUCCAUAGCGAAUUUUGCGGAACAAGAUGAGGACACAGAUACAGCAGCAGGGAGGGAGCACAGUCGAACCACGACAGCCACUGACGAGAAGAAAACUCCAGCCUCUCGCCGGCCGCAAAUGCCACGCCAACGGCGUCCCAGCACGGCUGGCUACCACGACGGCCACCGUCGCAUCCCCCCGGGCGGGCCCAUCACAUUCCACACACACGCGGCAAACCCGACCCUGUCAUGGGACGAGUCCAUCCCCUGGCUGAAAGAGGUCUGCGGCCCCGAGAUGGAAGUCUGGGUCAAAGGCAUCGCGACGGCCGAGGAUGCCGAGCUCGCGGUGCACCACGGCUGCGACGGGAUCAUCGUGUCCAACCACGGCGGCCGGCAAUUGAACGGCGCGCUCGCGACCCUCGACGCCCUCCCGGAAGUCGUGGCCGCGGUCAAGAAACGUGUGCCCGUCCACGUCGAUGGCGGCAUCCGGCACGGCACCGACAUCUUCAAGGCCCUUGCCCUGGGCGCUGACUUCUGCUGGGUUGGACGACCCAUCCUCUGGGGCUUGGCGUACAAAGGGCAGGAAGGCGUCGAGUUGUGUCUGAGACUGUUGAGUGACGAGUUCAGACUCUGUAUGGGCUUGGCGGGCGUGACCAAGGUCAAGGACAUUACAAGGGAGUACCUGUGCAGGGUCGACAGAGACGGGUUCGCGAGUCGCUUGUGA
Cladophialophora psammophila CBS 110553 is the source of this 1308-nucleotide messenger RNA. RefSeq lists its product as uncharacterized. Gene Ontology annotation, molecular function: FMN binding; oxidoreductase activity. The record is from RefSeq and is a predicted model, not a curated record. Lineage: Eukaryota; Fungi; Ascomycota; Eurotiomycetes; Chaetothyriales; Herpotrichiellaceae. Bases 1 to 1308 code for a protein of 435 amino acids. The transcript has a single exon.